UAGUUCUCAAUUAAGGCUGGAACGAGAAGUUAUGUCCUUUUAAAAUUUUUAAUUGAUCAGACAAGAGCUUUAAAUUAAAAAGUGACUUAACAUGGAAAAAUAUUUGAUACCUAUGUUGGCAUUUUUUGGCAUGUCCUUUUCACAGGAUGUCUACAACUAUGAUGAAAAUGCAGCCAGUGAAGUUGUAGGAAAUUCAUCCGGGAUACGUCUUGUUGGAGCUGCCAGGGCUGACACUUCCCAAUAUCCUUUUGUUGUGGGAUAUACCUUAGCUGCAACUGAUAAGGACUUCAGUUCAUGCACAGGGUCAGUUAUCUCUAAGGACUGGAUAGUCAGUGCAGCCCAUUGUAUUUUGUUCUUGGUUGACACGAAUGACCUGAAAGCAUGUGCAGAGGAGACUGCAAAAGGGCAGCCUUUCACAAACCCCAAAACACAGGGAAAGGUCAAGUGUGUGAUUACAGAGGCUGAAGACAUUCACAUUUUUCCAAUUGAACCUAAGGCUUUUGCAUAUAUUGGUAUAGCUAAUGUCAAUGAAGUGGCAGAUGUUUCCAAAGGAGAAAAGCUUCCAAUAGAAUAUGUUGUACGCCACAAGAAUAGUUACAGAGGGGGAGGAAAUUAUGGUACCUAUGGAGGUUAUGAUAUCACUUUAAUUCAUUUAGCUUCACCAACAAAUGCAGAACCAGCCUGUCUUCCAUCCAGUGAUUUUAAAGACUCAAGCUUAGGCGCUGGCUUUGACAACAUUCAAAAUGUUAUGCUUGCAGGAUUUGGAAGGUAUUACAGGACUCCUUGUAUGACAGAUGAUCUUGGUCCGUCUCCAAAUCAUUACUGUGUUAAAGACUCCAAAUGUAAUACAGAUGUGAAUCCUCCUGUGACGGAAGAAUGCCAAAAGCUUUUCACUGAUAAUCCAGAAAUUGAAAAUGAGUUCAGUAACAAAAAUUUGCACAAAAUAACAGCAAGUGACUCAUCCAAACAAUUUGAUUGUUUUCGAAAAACAUCAUUUGAGGAAGGAUCAAAAGGAUGGUGCCCUGUCACAGAUGAUGCUUCAACCAUUGGUAACAUACAAUCAACAGACUCUUGGGGGUUUUGUGGAAAAGAUUGCUUUCUAAAGGAAAAUGAAAAUAUUGAGCCUGACUCAUCAGUGUUAAGAAGUAAGGAGGGUAUUGAUGUUCUUUCAGAUGAACUUUGUAAUCAGUUCUUGUUAGCUUCUUAUUCAAUGAUAACUCCUGAAUACCUUCCAGAGGUCUUAUGCAUCGGUUACUAUAAAAAGACAAAUAUUAAAACCUAUCAAAUCUCAGCUGAUGGAAAAGUUACGGAUGGAAAAGAUGAGGCAUACCCUUAUGUUACAUCGGCUGGUACUUGCAAUGGGGAUUCAGGUGGACCAGUUUUUAUUAAAGAUGCAAAUUCUGGAAAAUUUGUAGUUCUAGGGGCUGUUAGUGGUGGUAGAGGUUUGUUGUCAAAUUGUGGGGGAAUGAAUAACCCAACCCAUUAUGCAAGAACAAGUAAGCUUGUUGAUUGGGUAAAAAAUGCUGUUGGUUCAGACUCAGGAGACAUUUGUAUUAUUGGGAAUUCAGAGGAAAGUAAAAUAAUUGUCCCUGAUGAUGUCACAACUGCUGGACCAGUGGUUAAUGAUCUUGCUUCAAUAACUGAAGAUCUAAAAAAGGCUUUGGAGGGUUUAGAUUAUGCUGGAGCAGAUGAGAAUCCAGAUAAAGCUGCAGAGGAACCAGAAUCCUUGGAACCUUUGCGGAGUACACUUGAGCCCCAGAAGACAGUAAAAUCAGCUUUUCCAGUUCAAUACAUGUUAAGAAAUACAGUAUCUCAAGAACCAUCAAAACUAUUAAAAUCAAGAAGACCAAGAUAUAAGACCUAUAUUAUAGAUGUUUAAGUAUUGAAACAAUUUUAUGACUUUAAAAGCAUAUGUGUUGAAUUACAUUAAUAGUUUACGAAUCAAAUUAAAUUUAACAUGGAUUAAAUUCUUAUUUCAGCUCUGUACUUCUAUUUUGUGAAGGCAAUAAAUCUACAUUUAUAUUAUCCUAAUAAACAACUUAUAAUUUAA
This is a messenger RNA of Eurytemora carolleeae, 2050 nucleotides long. RefSeq lists its product as uncharacterized. Gene Ontology annotation, biological process: proteolysis. NCBI's taxonomy places the organism in Eukaryota, Metazoa, Arthropoda, Copepoda, Calanoida, Temoridae. The transcript has 8 exons. Bases 92 to 1879 code for a protein of 595 amino acids. Gene Ontology annotation, molecular function: serine-type endopeptidase activity. The record is from RefSeq and is a predicted model, not a curated record.